Molecule: messenger RNA, 1438 nt
Organism: Psylliodes chrysocephalus
Lineage: Eukaryota; Metazoa; Arthropoda; Insecta; Coleoptera; Chrysomelidae
Source: the annotation of a GenBank genome assembly
GUGAAUCGUAGAAAAAACAUGCUGUAGAACUCGAGAACGCACAGCACAUGCCAACAUUUUAAAGAAAUUCAAGUAUCUGGAUUCCUCGGAUGAUCCAAGUCGGAAAAAAAAGAAGAACGAAGAACAUGAAAAAGAAGUUGUUAAUGACACAGUGACAGUGACAUUUACAUAACCUCAUUUUUGGAUUUUAUUUAUGUUUAGGUUCAAAAAUGAUAUAUUUUUGAUGCAAAAAUGACGACCCAAGACUUAGGAAUAGUUGAAAUAUUAUCUAGUCUCGAAGAAGAAAAUUUAAUGACACUCGCACGGACUGUAACACAAGGACUUUUAAAAAUUAACUCUACCGAAGAGGCAGUAAAAGGAAUUUUAAAGUAUUCUCCUGACGUUUUAAGUAUCUUAAGAAGAAAAGCUAUAACUAGAGAAGUGUUGUUUUCAUAUUUAGAUGAAAAAAAUGUGGUUGUUAAAUUACCGAUUACCAAGAAUGAAUUGAUAGAUAAAAUACUUGAGUGUUGGAACGUUUCACCUAUAUCUUCAUCAAGAUCUAAUUCUAGUACAGACAUUUCCCAUCAAAAGCCACAAGAAACAUCAACAGAAAUUAGCAAAAAGGAAGAUGCAAACAGUAUUCAAGCCCUAGCUGAACAAUUUGCCACCUGGUUCUAUUCACUAAUGAACAGCGAAGGUGUUGGAAGUGAACAUUUCUACUCUGAUGCAAAAUUAAAAAUAAACCUUUAUGCAAAUAACGAUUGUGAUUCAACCGUUAUCGAGAAUGAUCCAGAGGAUAUUGCAAAACAAUUAUUUAAAGUUAAAAUUCAACAUAACCUUCUGUUUAAUCCUAAUAUAAGUAAAGAGGGAACUCAAGGAAGGAUGAAUCCACAUGGAUUAGUCAUGGUACUUGUGUGUGGGACGCUACAUGUUCAAGAGACUUGUGUUGGUGUAUUUGAACAAGUGUUUGCUUUGGCGAGAGAUCCUUUUUGUGAUAAUAAUUGGAAAAUUAAAAACUCUGAACUGAAUUUGCGAAGUCAGGGUCAAAUUAUGGGACAACCACGUUUGUGUGAUAGUGAACUGACUUCUGGUCUAUUAUCUCUUCCUUCUAGUUAAUUAACCUAGAUUUCUUUAAUAUUUAUUUUGUAAUAAAUAAUAGUGUUAUACUUUCCUGUUUUUGCAUUAAUUCUUCAUUCUUUCUAUGGACUAUUUUGGUGAAAACAGAUUCUUUUUUUUUUUUGUUAAAGAGGAACAUAGUUUUGAAGUCUAGACCAUUCAAAAACAGCUUAAUUAUAAUAAUUUUUUGAUGGUAUUCCAAAAAUAAGCCAUCAAGCAAAAUCAUAAUUGGAGUUGGUUGUAAAAUUUGAUUGUUACUUUAGCUGCUUCUACAGAAUGAUGUAUUUAUUAUCAUGAAAUAAUAAUAUAAAUCGUUUAUUUAGUCAAAAAAACUAUUUUUUAC